This is a messenger RNA of Fraxinus pennsylvanica, 1290 nucleotides long. The record is from the annotation of a GenBank genome assembly. NCBI's taxonomy places the organism in Eukaryota, Viridiplantae, Streptophyta, Magnoliopsida, Lamiales, Oleaceae.
AUGUCGAUGGGAUCCGAAGAAAAAUGCAGCGCGCUAAAUGGAAAGUAUGAGCUCGGCCGACUUUUAGGCCAUGGUACGUUUGCAAAAGUGUACCAUGCGCGCAACUUGCAGACCGGCAGGAGCGUGGCCAUGAAAGUGGUUGGCAAAGAAAAAGUGUUGCGGGUAGGCAUGAUGGAGCAAGUGAAGCGCGAAAUCUCCGUCAUGAAAAUGAUGAAGCACCCCAACAUCGUAGAGCUCCACGAAGUCAUGGCUAGCAAGACCAAGAUAUAUUUCUCCAUGGAGUUAGUCCGUGGUGGUGAAUUGUUCGCGAAAAUCGCCAAGGGCCGGCUACGCGAAGAUGUCGCUAGGAACUACUUCCAGCAGUUGAUAUCGGCUAUCGAUUUCUGCCAUAGCCGGGGCGUCUAUCACCGGGAUUUGAAGCCUGAAAAUCUGUUGCUAGAUGAAGAAGGGAAUCUAAAAGUCACGGAUUUCGGGCUAAGCACAUUUUCGGACCAUCUUAGGCAAGAUGGUUUGCUGCACACAACUUGUGGCACACCGGCCUAUGUCGCCCCUGAGGUGAUUGGGAAAAAGGGAUAUGAUGGUGCCAAGGCAGAUAUUUGGUCUUGCGGGGUGAUUCUUUUUGUGUUAUUGGCAGGUUAUUUGCCAUUCCAAGAUGAUAACAUAGUUUCUAUGUACAGGAAAAUUUACAAGGGGGAUUUCAAGUGCCCUCCUUGGUUUUCACCCGAGGCUAGAAAAUUGAUCGCCAAAAUGUUGGAUCCAAGAACAAGUACGAGGAUAAGUAUAGCAAAGAUUAUGGAGUCAUCUUGGUUCAGAAAGUCAAUACCAAAGAGUUUAAGGACUAAAGAAGAGCAAGCUGAAGAUGAAGUGAAUGUUGGGAAGGGAAAGGAAACAGAGACUAUGAAUGCUUUCCAUAUAAUUUCGUUGUCUGAAGGCUUCAAUUUGUCUGGUCUUUUCGAAGAGAAGAAGGUGGAGAAAGAGGAAUUGCGAUUCGCCACAACAAAGCCUGCCGGUAGUGUGAUUUCAAAGCUCGAGGAAGUUGCGAAAACAGGGAAUUUUAGCAUAAAGAAGAGUGAUUCCAGUGUUCGAUUGCAGGGGCUAGAAAGGGGGAGAAAAGGGAAGCUUGGAAUCGCCGCGGAUAUUUUCGCGGUGACCCCUUCAUUCUUGGUUGUGGAGGUGAAGAAGUCGAGUGGCGAUACAUUGGAAUACAAUCAAUUUUGCAGCAACAAGCUCAAACCCGCGCUUAAAGAUAUUGUUUGGACAUCAACCACGGGGAGUUCAGUGCCAGCGUAA